Messenger RNA from Raphanus sativus (radish), 2859 nucleotides. Its product is annotated as phosphatidylinositol 4-phosphate 5-kinase 8. Gene Ontology annotation, biological process: phosphatidylinositol metabolic process. NCBI's taxonomy places the organism in Eukaryota, Viridiplantae, Streptophyta, Magnoliopsida, Brassicales, Brassicaceae. The transcript is spliced from 10 exons. The record is from RefSeq and is a predicted model, not a curated record. Bases 382 to 2688 code for a protein of 768 amino acids. Gene Ontology annotation, molecular function: ATP binding; 1-phosphatidylinositol-4-phosphate 5-kinase activity.
GAAAAUUCAAUUAAGAAAAACAAAAAAAAAAAACUCCAAAGACUGAGAGAGAGAGAAAGGAGAAGAGCUUCGUGCAUGGGCAACAACACAUUUAGACAAGAAGAGAGUCUCCGAUUGAAGCAACAACAACGAAGACUAAUCAUCCUUUCUUCAAUCUAAGGUUUCCUUCUCCUUCUUCCUCUGCUUCUCCUUCUCAGCUUCAAGGGACUGGUGGGAUGCAUCAUUGGUGAAUGCCAGCUAGUUAAUGGUGGAAGAAGUAAUGAUUGGUAUGAUUUGCAUCUGAUUAUAAACUCAAAAGAGUUAAGAAUGAUCCACAAUUAUUGAGUACUAUAUAAAAUGUUGUAAGAAUCGAAUCACCAAAGUGAGUGCUUGCUUGUCAAGAUGGAAACAAGGCCUGAAGAGAGAGAGUUCUCAAACGGUGACGUUUACUCUGGUCAACUCAGAGGAACACUUCCUCACGGGAAAGGCAAGUACGCGUGGUCUGAUGGAAUCACCUACGAAGGUGAUUGGGAAGAAGGCAAAAUCUCAGGGAAAGGAAAGAUUCAAUGGCUAUCCGGAGCCAAAUACGAAGGUGACUUCUCUGGAGGUUACCUUCACGGCUUCGGCACGUUGACAUCCCCCGACGGAUCCGUCUACAGCGGAUCCUGGAGGAUGAACGUGCGCCACGGGCUAGGCAGGAAAGAGUAUCCCAACUCGGACUCGUACGAUGGGUCUUGGAGAGAAGGGUUGCAAGAUGGGAGUGGCAGUUACACUUGGAGUAACGGAAACAGGUUCAUUGGGAACUGGAAAAAAGGUAAAAUGUCUGGGAGAGGGGUUAUGAGCUGGGGGAACGGUGAUCUCUUCAACGGGUUUUGGUUGAACGGUCUUAGACAUGGCUCUGGGGUUUAUAAGUACGCUGAUGGAGGUUUCUAUUUCGGAACCUGGUCGCGUGGGCUGAAAGAUGGGACGGGUGUUUACUAUCCUGCCGGGAGUAAACACCCGUCUUUAAAGAAGUGGCAUCGGCAUUUCGGUUAUAACGACACCGGGAACUUUAUCCUCUCUCAUGAAUCGUCGUUAAACCUCGAGGAGAUACGGAGUUCGAAAGCUGUGUCGAGGACUGUUUCUGAGAUAACCACAAGAAACUCGGGGAGAAUGUCUGAGAGGUUCCAUGAUGAGAACUGGAGUACGAGUGAUCCUCCGAGAGAUUAUAUGGGUCAUGGGCCGUUGUCCAAGUCUGCGCGGUCUGGUGACUCUGGUCAAAGCGAGGGGCGCGGGAAGAACCCUAUAGUGUUUGAAAGGGAGUACAUGCAAGGAGUUUUGAUUAAAGAGCGGAUUAUGAGUUCUAUUGACAUGUCACGCAAGGCUAGACCUCUGGAUGGGCCUAAAGAGGUUACGAUUAGCGCCUGUGUGUCCUUUCUAGGGGGGAAAUGGAACUAUUAUCUGAUGCUUAAUCUCCAACUCGGUAUAAGGUAUACUGUUGGGAAAAUCACGCCGGUGCCUCGGAGGGAAGUUCGUGCUUCUGACUUUGGCGAAAGAGCUAGAAUCACUAUGUUCUUCCCCAGAGAUGGUUCCCAGUAUACGCCUUCACAUAAGUCCAUUGAUUUCGAUUGGAAAGACUAUUGCCCUAUGGUUUUCAGGAAUUUGAGGGAGAUGUUCAAACUAGAUGCUGCAGACUACAUGAUGUCUAUCUGUGGUGAUGAUGGUCUGAGGGAAAUUUCCUCACCUGGGAAAAGUGGCAGUAUCUUCUACCUCUCUCACGAUGACAGAUUUGUGAUCAAGACAUUAAAAAGAUCUGAGUUAAAGGUUCUACUUAGGAUGUUACCGAGGUACUAUGAACAUGUAGGGGACCAUGAAAACACGCUCAUAACGAAGUUUUUUGGAGUACACAGAUUAAAACUCAAGUGGGGAAAAAAGGUACGCUUUGUGGUCAUGGGGAAUAUGUUUUGCACAGAGUUGAAGAUUCAUCGCCGCUAUGACCUUAAGGGCUCUACUCAGGGGAGAUUUACAGAAAAGAGCAAAAUCAGAGAAAAGACUACCAUGAAAGAUCUUGAUCUAGCUUAUGAAUUUCAUAUGGACAAGCUUCUACGAGAGUCUCUCUUCAAGCAAAUUUUGUUAGACUGCUCGUUCUUGGAAUCUCUGCAAAUCAUAGAUUACAGUCUUCUGUUGGGAUUACAUUUUAGAGCUCCUGAUCAACUUAAUGAUAUCCUAGAGCCUCCCCAUGAAAUGUCAGAUCAAGAAACUGAUAGUGUUGCUUCUGUUGAAGUCGGUUUGCCUCGAGAACCAUCCAUUCCUCCAAAAGGACUGUUAUUGGUUACUCACGAACCUAGUUCCGUUAAUACUGCCCCGGGUCCUCACAUCAGAGGAAGUACACUACGAGCAUUCGCUGCUGGGGAGAAAGAAGUUGAUCUCAUUCUACCUGGAACUGCAAGGCUCCGGGUACAGCUAGGAGUAAACAUGCCAGCUCAAGCCCACCACAAACUCCGUCAAGACGAGGAGGAAUCUGGAACGGUGGAGCUCUUUGAAGUAUAUGAUGUGGUUAUUUACAUGGGCAUCAUCGACAUCCUGCAAGCCUACAACAUGAAAAAGAGAAUGGAACAUACUUGCAAGUCAAUGCAGUAUGAUCCAAUGUCAAUUUCAGCCAUCGAGCCUACACUUUACGCUAAACGGUUCACUGAUUUUCUCCUCAAGGUUUUCCCAGAAACAGCAUAAAGAGAGAGAUCAAAUGGUUUCAUAUGAUUUGACCCGGUCGAUAUUAUUUCUUACUGUUGAUAAGCCAUAAAGUACUGAGGGAUUUGGCUCGUAAUGUUAUUUCAGUCUAUUUAUGUACACUAACAUUUAGGAUCUUAUACCCUAAAAUAAAAUUUUCUAGUAUUGAGUAUA